AUGAACGAACCGAAUCCCAUGCUCCCUAUCGUCGAACAGGAAGAGCGAAGACGCGUCUUUUGGUCUGUCUACCUUCUCGAUAAACUCGUAUCCUGCGGGCGAGCGCGUCCACCAGCCAUCGCCGAUGAGGAUUGCCAUGUCCAACUGCCAUGCGAAGAGGAAGUAUUCAGAACCGGCACUUGGAAACAAACCCCCACUCUCCAUAGGCUUUUGAACUGGGACGCUGAUCUUGGUGAGAUCCGUGGAUACUUCACCCUCGCCAUCCUCGUCGCUUCAGCUCUUGGACGAUGUGCCAGAUACGUCCUUCAUCAACGUGAGAUAGACGACACUUUACCAUGGGACUCGAGAUCAGAGUUUGCAGCUAUCAACUCUUUCCUCCUGCUGAUCGAGCAGCAUCUGCAAGUUGAAGAGGUACCCAUCGAAGACAUCAUAUCUCAGAACAAACUUCCCAUUGGAACGCCGGACCACCAGGUUGUUGGACACGCCGUAUUUGCUCGUAUCGUCUUCCAUCUCUGCCACUGUCUCAUCGGCCACCCGUUCCUCCUGGCUUUGCGUCUACAGAAUUUGAAAGUGAAGGCACCAGCGAGCUUCCUAUCCAGAACCUAUGAAGCGUGCUGUGAUCAUGCUUCCAAGAUCCCGUCUCUGUUACACCGUGCGCAAGAGGCGGGCUGUCAUGUCGAUGCUUCAUUCUACGCUUACUCGACUUGUGUUGCUGGUAGUAUUCUCUCCAUGUUUAUACAUGGUAAAGAGAGCAUGGGACAAGUUCCAUCUCAACAGCUUUUGGAAUCUGGACAGCACUCCCUAGAAAUCUUAGACAAGAUGGGCCAUUUCUGGGACCACGCGGCCAAGAUGCACACUCAACUCCUCAACUUCAAUACCCAUUCUGAAGAUUUCGAAAGGAUGAUUGAUCCACAUGCCGUCUUCGACAUAUCACCUGAUCUGGAAACGGUUCUAUGGUCCAUGGUGGAUUACGGCUCCAUGUGUGGCAGCUCAAGAACAAGAUCAAUCAGUCCUGGCGAUGGUCAAUUUUCUGUCAACAUGAACUCGCCUUCAUUCUUCAACUUUGAUGUGAACAUGACGCCACGGUCGUUUGAGCUGUCAGGGGUUGAAGGCAUAAAUGGAGCGCGGCACACCAUGAGAUCUUAUGUUAUGAGCUGA
Fusarium musae is the source of this 1158-nucleotide messenger RNA. RefSeq lists its product as uncharacterized. Gene Ontology annotation, cellular component: nucleus. The transcript has 2 exons. NCBI's taxonomy places the organism in Eukaryota, Fungi, Ascomycota, Sordariomycetes, Hypocreales, Nectriaceae. Gene Ontology annotation, molecular function: DNA binding; zinc ion binding. Gene Ontology annotation, biological process: DNA-templated transcription. The coding region runs from base 1 to 1158 and encodes 385 amino acids. The record is from RefSeq and is a predicted model, not a curated record.